UGUGAGGAGAUAUUUAAAGAGACAUCUCUCUCUGUAUCAUUCAUUCUCUGCUUCAACAACUUUUGGUCACUUUGUUGGUUUUAAAACCGAGACAUUUUUUUCUAAAUCCUCCGAUAUUUUUUUGUUUUAACUUUAUUACACUUUCCGAUCUCUAUCCUACAUUUGGAUACGAUGGCCAGCUCGGGGCUGCAGCUUCUCGGUUUCUUCCUCUCACUGAUUGGCCUCGCUGCCACCGUCGCCGCUACCAUCAUGGUUGAAUGGAAGAAACAGUCUCAGGGUAAAACGUACCGCAUCUACGAAGGCCUUUGGAUGAGCUGCAGUGGCAACGAGAGAACAACCUGUGAACUCCACCAGUCCCUCCUCAAGCUGCCAAAUGAGGUUCAGGCUACCCGGGCCGUGAUGCUGCUCAGCAUCUUGCUCUCAGCUGUGGCUCUGCUGGUCUCCACAGUGGGGAUGAAGUGCACACAUUUCAUGGAUGGAAAGCCUGACAGCAAAUCCCUCACAGCCAUGAUCGGAGGAAUGUUGUUCAUUGUUUCAGGUCUAUUGACUGUUGUCAUAACCUCCUGGUAUGUCAGCAUGAUUGUAGAGACCUUCCAUGAAUCCCACCGCCUGGAAAGCUUUGAGUUUGGUAAAGCAGUGUUUGUCAGCUGGGCUGGCGGCCUCCUCACAAUAGCCGGCGGUGCUUUCCUGAGCUGUCGGAGGUGCUCCCGGACCAGGUCGGCUGAGUCAAUUAGUGGGAACCACCUUCUCUCCACCAGCAGUAACCCCAAAUCCAACUACGUCUAGAGGAGAGAACAAAGGAGGGCUAGGAGGGGCCUCAGACCAGCAGUGACUUUAAGACUGGAGCUGAAUAUGUUGAUGAUGAACUUAAUCACUGCAGGAUUGCUGAAUACUACUAUACUGCAAAUCAGGAACCUGCAUCAGGAUUACACAAAAAAACAAAACUGUAUGACUUUGAAUCCUGUUUUUUAUAUAAUUUUAUGCUACUGCUUCUUUGUUCAGUGUCAUUUGUUUGCAUCUGUUAUUUUUCAGUCAGAGAAAUAUAUUUUUGCUUCAAAAGGUCAACUGACACAUUUCAAAUCCUAAACAAAGUAAACUUAGUCAGCUAUUUUGCAUAAAAGUAUAAAAUCAUGAAUUUAUAUACCUGUCAGUACAGUAUAGACAUAGUGUUGGUGCUCCAGUGAAAACUUUACAGUGUAUUUCCCAUACAGAUCAUCCCAUUUAGCUUUUUGUAUCAUAGAUAUUUUUCUGUAAAUGUGACUACUUUUUCAAGUAUUUUUCAUUGUAUUUUCAUGUAACAUGUUGUUGUGACAUAUGUUUUGUCAGUAUA
This is a messenger RNA of Cheilinus undulatus (humphead wrasse), 1330 nucleotides long. RefSeq names its product claudin-19. The transcript is spliced from 4 exons. Gene Ontology annotation, biological process: cell adhesion; bicellular tight junction assembly. Gene Ontology annotation, molecular function: structural molecule activity. Lineage: Eukaryota; Metazoa; Chordata; Actinopteri; Labriformes; Labridae. The coding region runs from base 172 to 786 and encodes 204 amino acids. Gene Ontology annotation, cellular component: plasma membrane; bicellular tight junction. The record is from RefSeq and is a predicted model, not a curated record.